Molecule: messenger RNA, 799 nt
Organism: Aspergillus ibericus CBS 121593
Lineage: Eukaryota; Fungi; Ascomycota; Eurotiomycetes; Eurotiales; Aspergillaceae
Exons: 1
Coding region: 161-739 (192 amino acids)
Source: RefSeq, a predicted model, not a curated record
CCAUUUUAAGCCCCCAUUGUGGCGGAGAGGAUCGGUGACGUCGUCAGCUCCUCGGGUGUGAAGGGAAAUCCUGCUUCAGCUGGGGAUCACAGUCAACCCCACACCCGGCAGGACUUAGCCGGUCAGCUAGACUGACUGCCUCAGCCGUAGACAUCGACCUAUGCUCGAGUGUAGUUGCUCCCAUGGUGAAGCUCAUGAUCAGUUGGCAUCGAUAAGAUCAAAGACAACUGUUAUCAGCCGCCACCCUUGGAUCGUCCAGGAAAGGGAGGGCAUCCCUAGCCAAGAACUGCAGGAAUGUGGGCAGAGUGAAGCCAACGUAAGGGCAUGGUGUGUGUCUGAAGAACGGGCCGCAAUGAAGACAGUGCGCGAGAGGGGUGCAAAAUUCAGGACGGAGGGACCGUUGGACCUAUCGAUAUCCACAGACAUUCAUGAUCAGUGUGCCGUCGAGGAGGUCGGAGGAGGUUACUACCUGAAUAUUUCUGACUCAUGGUCAGCCGCCGAGGGAUGCUGGUGUAGCACAACCUAUGUAGAUCCCGAGGGAAGCAUCUUUGUGAGAUGGCCAUUGUGGAGGAGGGGAAGAUUCUUCUGCAGAACCACCCUCGCUACUGGACCCAAGUUAAGCGCGUGGCAUGCUCGGAUCAGGUUCCAGUCGUUCCAGUGUCUCUGGCAUGGCUCGAUUUGGCUAAGCCGUUCGUUGUCUCCGAUCGGGGGGGAGCCUGGAAAGGCAACGAUGAUCUAAUCAGUCGGCAGCAUGAGGGGAACUACAAUGUCUGAAACAGGGCAGGUAUGUGUAGUCCAG